AUGGACAUAGAUUCUAAGAUUCGAGCGUACAGAUUUGUUGGCUAUGCGGCUGUUUUCUUCUCAGCCGUCACCGUCUUCAGCGUGUGCAUCACCUUGCCUAUCAUCUACAACUACACACAGCAGAUGAGACGCAAUAUCAAUAGCGAAGUCGAGAAAUGUCGUGUUGAAAUCAAGGACACAUGGACUGAGGUCAGUCUUAUGAAUGUUGAGAGCAAGAUGUUGAACAGCACAAGGGUGGCUCGUCAAGCCAAACAAUGCCAAGGAUGCUGUGCUCCAGGAAAUCCUGGACGUCCUCCGACGAACAUGUGCGAGCCCGUCACUCCACCACCAUGUGAGCCUUGCCCUGCCGGAGACAUCGGACCACCCGGACCUCCCGGACUUAAAGGACAUCAAGGACCACCCGGUCCCGCUGGACCUGAAGGUCCAGAAGGAGAGCCAUGUGGAGUUGGUCUUCAAGGCGCACCCGGAAGACCCGGGUCAAACGGACGACCCGGCGAGCCUGGCCAUCCUGGACCCAACGGAGAAUCAAAAAAUGUCCAACCUGGUGCUCGUGGACCUCCCGGACCAGCCGGACCACAAGGACAUAUGGGAUCACCUGGCGCCAAUGGCGAGCCUGGCAAAUGGGGAGAGCCUGGACCCAAAGGACCCGAUGGCGCCCCUGGAAAGCCCGGAAAUGAUGGAACCACUGGACCCAAAGGAAAUGGCGGCAACUCUGGCAUCGAGGGAGAGCGUGGAAUCUGUCCUAAGUAUUGCGCUCUUGAUGGUGGUGUUUUCUUCGAGGAUGGAACUCGUCGU
Molecule: messenger RNA, 795 nt
Organism: Mesorhabditis belari
Lineage: Eukaryota; Metazoa; Nematoda; Chromadorea; Rhabditida; Rhabditidae
Source: the annotation of a GenBank genome assembly